AUGGCCCCCGACAACCCCCGCGACCCUCAGGGGACCAGGGACGAGCAAUGGCCGCCAACGCCCUCGCCAACCCUUGCGAUCGCGGAACUCGACACCGAACGCAACGAGCUGGCCCAGACAUGGAAAUGGUUCAAUAGCCAUCUGCCCGCCGAGGAUCGGGUGGUCGACGGCGACGCCCGCCCACAGACCGCUCACGACAUUGUCGACCUCGUGCGCAAAACCCAGACCUACUGGAUGUCCCGGCCGCGACAACGGGUGUACAGUCAGGCAUCCGCCCUCUGCGAUCGCCUACUCCCUACCCUAGACACUCAUUCAGCGUUGCUGUCCGUUCUGCCCGAGUCUAACCUCUACGCCCUGCUCUUUUACGGCGUGCUCCAGUCCUUAUUGAAGGCAACGGUACAUUGCCCGCACCUCAUGGAGGGACUGAUCACGAUUCUCCUCGAUAUUCAUAACACUCUCAAUUUUCCCGGCGGAACGCUGCCUCCGAGCGAUGCGGCGGCACCCAUUGCCAGAAUCUACGCCAUCACAUUUUUCUUGCUCUCGGAAUUCAUGGACUACUAUGUACGGAGAUCCACCUGCAAGUCUUUGAAAAGCCACAACCAGGAUGUAUACGCCGAGUUUGAUCAUCUGGUCCAUCUCAUCCAACGCCGGGCGCGCGAUCUCCCCUGGCGAGCGGAAGAUCGGAUGGAAACGGACGAGGAAGAGUCAGUCUGGGAGACCCUCCCGUAUAAUGCCCGGGCUCUAUGGGAGGAGACGCGCUUGAGCCAGAUCGGGCGCCAGGGAACGGAGCGUCGGAUUGCGGCCCAGAAUACCAUCACCCGCCGAUUGAUAUGGGACAUUCAGCAGAAUGCAGAGGACCGGGAUCGUAUCCGUAACGAGCGAGAGCACCUCCUGGCGCAGGCGCUAAGUGCCUUGAGCCAGCAGCUGCAGCCCGUUGAGCAGAGUAGUGGCAUUGCUUGUUUGAGUACGGCUGCCGUCCAGAAUCUCGAUACAUCCCAGUUUGAAUGGUCUCGGGGGUCGAAACGCCGCCUGGCCCGCCUCGAGCUCCAAAGUGCAUCGAAGCAUCUCCAGGCGUACUUUGACAAUAAUGAUCAGAUCGCCGAUGUUGAUCCCGACGUCAAGGUUGCCGCCGAGGGCAGUGUCAUCGCGUCCCUGCAGCAAUGGGCCACAAGCUUGCGGUCCCAGGCCCUGGCAGUGGGCGGGUCACCCACUGUCUCCCCCAGCCCCGUGGCACUCACCGACGCCGUGUUGGAUCUGGGCGCAGAGCGGUUCCGCCAGCUAGACGGGAAGCUGGGCAGCUGGAAAGCAGCGUUGUCACUCAUCGACACGCUCGUCCACUUUGCUCCCCCUCUGCUGGUGUGUGUCAUCGAUGGGUUGGAUGUGAUCAUCGACACAUCCACGGAUGCGCCGAUUCGCGAACUAGUCCGUGUCCUCCUCACCCACACGCACCAAGCAAUCCUCACAAUGCCCGAUGGCACCCGUAGCCCCGGUGCAUUGCUGAAAGUGCUCUUCACCGUCACCGGCCGACCCGCUGCACUUGUGGAGACCAUGUCCGAGAACCAUCUGAUCCUCCGCGAGUCGAACCAGUCGAGCGAACCCGCACCCUCCGAUCCCGUCCUGGCCUCAGAUGUCGGGGUGGUCAUGAUGAAUGCCUGA
Messenger RNA from Penicillium riverlandense, 1656 nucleotides. RefSeq lists its product as uncharacterized. Bases 1 to 1656 code for a protein of 551 amino acids. The transcript is spliced from 5 exons. Lineage: Eukaryota; Fungi; Ascomycota; Eurotiomycetes; Eurotiales; Aspergillaceae. The record is from RefSeq and is a predicted model, not a curated record.